Messenger RNA from Triticum turgidum subsp. durum (durum wheat), 381 nucleotides. The record is from the annotation of a GenBank genome assembly. Lineage: Eukaryota; Viridiplantae; Streptophyta; Magnoliopsida; Poales; Poaceae.
AUGGUCCCUAAGCUGGCAUGGACCAAGUACGAAAGUGGCCGACAAGUGGAGCUUAUGACGCCGAGCUGCCAUGGCAUGGAUGCAGUGGAUGACCUGCAGUGGCAGCUGUGUAGGGGGCUGGCGGGGAGGAUGUGCAAGGUGGUGUUCUGGUGCAUGCAACGGCAAUCGAAGGCGAAGCCGCCUAUGGGCGCGGUGGUGAAGAUGCUGGAGGGAGAGAUGUACAUUGCUUUGCCGGCGAACCCGCUGUUCCGGCAUCUUAUGGUCGAUGUGCCGGCAGAAAAUCUUUGGAUGACAAUGACGAGCAGCGUAAACACAACAUCAGCGUUGGAAAAUGAUACUAGGAGUAUUUCUCAAGGUGGCAACGAGAUCACCUCGCUUUGA